GUGCACCCCCUCGACUGUGACCAAACUCCCUCAUUGCGCAUUCGGCGCCGGACGCUGGGCCUACAACUGCCCGAUACCACACGACAUAGACAACUUCGGUAGCCUGAAACUGCGCCAUGGAGGCCAUCCGUGGUCUUCUGUGGAAACCCACACCUGAAGAGCAGAAGCGGAAAUGCAAUGCCCUCGUACGACAGAACGUGCGCAAGCUGGACCGCGACAUUCAAGGCCUCAAGAUGACCGAGCAGAAGACGAAAACCCUCAUCCUCCAAUCCUCCAAGCGCGCACAAAGAAACCCCUCCAUGGCCAAGCAGGCGAAUCAGGAGGUGCGAAUCUUUGCUCGAGAGCUGAUUCGCGUACGAAAACAGAGUAGCCGUUUACAUACAAGCAAAGCGCAACUCAACUCCGUGCAGAUGCAGGUCAACGAGGCCUUCUCCGUACGCAAGAUCGAGGGCAGCAUUAAGGCAAGCACAGGGAUCAUGAAGGAUGUGAACUCCUUGGUCAGGUUGCCAGAGCUGACAGGCACUAUGCGCAAGCUCUCGUCUGAACUCAUGAAAGCUGGCAUCAUUGAGGAGAUGGUAGACGACACCCUCAUGGACACCGAUGGUCUUGAGGAGGACGGGGAGGCAGAAGAGGAGGUCGACAAGGUUCUGUCAGAUAUCCUGAAGGACAGGUUACCGGCGAGCAAAGUGAAAGAGGAGGAGCUGCCAUCUGUGGCACAUCCAGAAGAGGAGGAAGAGGAGGACGAUCAGGCAGAGAUGCUUGCACAAAUGCGUGGUAGACUUGAGGCUCUGAAGAGCUGAGCGAAUCUCACGAGACUUCGUAUGUGUGACAGAAGGACAUGAGUUGUUUGAAAGAGACGCAGGGGAGUUCAGCAUUAUGCAUGGUACAUGCCAUUCUGAAGACUUCCAGUCUAGGGUAUCUCAGGUAGAUCGCCAUAUAUCCAACAAAUCUACCAAACUGAAAAGCUCAAAUGCAAGCACUUUUACAUAAUGACAUUUUACUUUCCAGGGUUCUGGUUAAAGUUCAUGCUGUAACCCCCCGAUUUCGAAUCUUGUGUGAACUGAAAGUUGUCCGUG
Didymella exigua CBS 183.55 is the source of this 1076-nucleotide messenger RNA. Its product is annotated as charged multivesicular body protein 3. Gene Ontology annotation, cellular component: multivesicular body; ESCRT III complex. The record is from RefSeq and is a predicted model, not a curated record. Lineage: Eukaryota; Fungi; Ascomycota; Dothideomycetes; Pleosporales; Didymellaceae. Gene Ontology annotation, biological process: protein transport; endosome transport via multivesicular body sorting pathway; late endosome to vacuole transport. The coding region runs from base 117 to 800 and encodes 227 amino acids. The transcript is spliced from 2 exons.